Labrus bergylta (ballan wrasse) is the source of this 2619-nucleotide messenger RNA. It is a transcript of the gene evlb, whose product is annotated as Enah/Vasp-like b. Gene Ontology annotation, cellular component: cytoskeleton. Gene Ontology annotation, biological process: protein homotetramerization; actin polymerization or depolymerization; positive regulation of actin filament polymerization. Lineage: Eukaryota; Metazoa; Chordata; Actinopteri; Labriformes; Labridae. Gene Ontology annotation, molecular function: actin binding; profilin binding; SH3 domain binding. The record is from RefSeq and is a predicted model, not a curated record.
CAGCUCCCAUUCAGUCUCCUCGGUAUGUGGCCAAGGGCUGCUCUCACACAUUUUUAAUCCUCUUUUUCCCCACAAUUCAUAAUCAUUCUGAUUUUUUCCUGAUUUUUUUUUUUUCUCUACAAGCUAUAGGAUGAAUUCAAAACCACAAACCAGGAUUAUUGUAGUUUCUCCCGUGUCUUUUUGAGGCAGCAUCUUUCUCUGGAGUCAUCUUUGUUCUCUUCUCACCGCUGCUGAGUGUACAGUGGGGAAAUAGGUUAGUGUGCUGUUCGGUGCCGGGCAGCAGAGGUGAUUAAGUGGUCUGUGUGUGAGGUGGAAGAAGAGGAGGGGGAUGACUUCCUGGCGGUGACGCUCUUUAACCCUGCGACCAUUCGGGGAGAAGGUGAAUUGGGAGGCUGGCGUUGAACUCUGACCUUUAGCAGAAGUGUCAGCCAAGAAAUUCUGGACCUAAAAAAUAAGACAACAUAUAGAGUGUUUUUUUUUUUUUGUUUUUUUUUGUGAAACAGCACUGACCUGUGUGUCUGCUGUGUGUAGACACCAUGGACAUCAACCUUCAGUCGCACAGAUUUUACUUCCCCCAGAUCUACUGUGCUGAACCGGGGGCACAGCCACAGAUCACAGAGUUCAAAGUCAGUGAGCAGAGUAUCUGCCAGGCACGGGCCUCUGUCAUGGUCUACGAUGACACCAGUAAGAAGUGGGUGCCCAUCAAGCCUGGACAGCAGGGAUUCAGCCGUAUCAACAUCUACCACAACACUGCCAACAACACCUUCAGAGUGGUGGGCGUCAAACUGCAGGACCAGCAGGUGGUUAUAAACUACUCCAUAGUGAAGGGCCUUAAGUACAACCAGGCCACGCCCACUUUCCACCAGUGGAGGGACGCCCGGCAGGUCUAUGGCCUCAACUUCGCCAGCAAGGAGGAGGCGACUACCUUCUCUAACGCCAUGCUGUUUGCACUCAAUGUGCUCAGUGCUCAGGAUGGAGGUCCAGCUGUGCAGCGUCAUGUCCAGAACGGACCAACUUCAGACGAGAUGGAGGUUCAGAGAGCCAGGCAGAUGAUGGAGCAGCAGCAGCAGAUGCAGGCACACAUGGAGCGGGAGCGACGGACGUCCAACUCAGGUUCUCCUUUCCAAGGCCACCCUGCUGUACUCUCUGUGGCCCCCCCUGUAAUUCCUCCCCCUAUGAACAUGGGUGGUCCUCCUCCGCCUCCACCCCCACCUGGACCUCCACCACCUUCAGCAAUGGCACCCCAACCUCCUCUCCCGCCCCCUCUCCCCCUUGGAGGUGGAUGUCAUGGGGAAGAGCCCCAGGCAGCGACAGGCCUCGCCGCUAUGAUCGCAGGAGCCAAACUGCGACGCGUUCAAAGAGCUGAUGACAACUCUUCAAGCGCCAAAAACGAUGCCAACAGGACAAGUGGAGGAAGCGGAGGACUGAUGGAGGAGAUGAACGCUCUGCUGGCACGAAGAAGGAAAGCAGCUUCAGAGAAGCCUGACGACAGCCAAAAUGAUGACCCAAAUUCUUCGUCACCCAGCACUCGCAGUGGACAGAAUGCCACAGAUGGUGCAAAGAAGCCGUGGGACCGAGCUAACUCUGCAGACAGAGCAAUGGCUUCAAGGGUACGGUCUGCGGGCGGUGGAAGUGACACAGACUCGAUAGACCUCGAUAGGAUGAAACAGGAAAUCUUGGAAGAGGUUUUUCGUGAAUUGCACAAAGUGAAGGAUGAAAUCAUUGAUGCCAUUAGACAUGAACUCAGUCGAGUUAGCACGACAUAAUCUUUCAGAGCCACUCCCUGACAUGAACCACCUUUUGGAAAAAACCAUUGCCCCUGCAGCAGCUCCUGUGGUCCUGAUGAAGAGGAGGAGGAUUAGGAAGAAGAGGAGAAUCCGUAACAGAGGCCAAAACUGUGACAUCCAUUCAUCCAGUUCAGCUGCGGUGUUGAAGCGACGCGGCUACAUUGCUAUAACACCUCAGACGUGUCUUUGUAAAGUUUGGUUUGUCUGUUUGGAGAGAAGGACGUGAACAGGGCUCACUCUCGCACUGAUUCCUCUGAUUUCUAAACAUUUUAUGUCUAUUUGUUCGCCCACUUUGCCCGCCUGUCUUUGGCCUGAAGGAAAAUGGAUAGAAUUCAAAUUAUUUUUAUUUGUUUUUCUUUUUUCACAGUUUAUUGGAACGUUUUUAUUGUUACUAUCAUUUUCAUUAUUAUUUCUAUCAUUUUUAUGAUUGUCAAAUGUAUUGUUAAUAUGAGUAGUAGUAGCGUAGUGAAUACAAUGGUAAUAAUGAGGAAAUGAUAAUGGGAAUAUGAUAGGAAUGGUAAUGUUGAUCAUUAUUGCACAUCAUUUAAUGUCAGCCUUUUGUAUUUUCUAAUGGUUGUUUUCAUUUGUUUUUGUUUGAGAUGAAUUCACAAGUACAUUAAAAAAGUGUUUUCUCAUCAUCUCACCUGGAUUUUUAGAGGUUUUUUAUUCUUUUGGCCAACACAGCUAUGUGGCAGGAAAAAAAAAACAGGUCCUGACCUGAAACCGAGGCAGGGCUCUUUGGAUAUUGCAACCUUAUGAACAAAAAAAAAAGAAUAAUACACCAGAGUAUUUGUGAUCAUGUUGUUAAUAAAAUGUUUAUUGGCUGCAAGGA